AUGGAUUUACUGGGAUUGAUAUUUGAGGAGUCACUAACUGACCCGAAGGAUGUUCGAAAAGGCGAUUACAUCAAGGUCGAAUCGAAUGGAUCAAUGGUUACGGCAAGAGUGAUGGAUAUUUCAUCUGUGAAGAACGGAAAGCAUGGAUCAGCAAAGACUGCUCUGAAUUCGAAAAUUAUUAGUACUGAUUCAUUCUAUCAGUUGACUCAUACAUCUAAUGACAUGGUGGUGGUGUGUAGACCCACGAAAACGACAUUGAAAUUGAUUGAUGUAGAAGAAAGAGACGGUACACCGAUAGGGAGUUAUAUUGGCAUAGAUAAUAACGUACAGGAAAUUGAUUUUGCUAGGAUUAUGUCCGCGGAACACAUUAAAGACCUCAUGAAGGCUUUAAAGGACUUUGAUUCUUCUAAAAAUGAUAUUGUGUUGAAACUCAAGGCGUUUUCUGAUAUUUGCUUGCUGGAUGGUACUGAAUAUGUCCCUACUGAUGCAUAA
This is a messenger RNA of Ordospora pajunii, 492 nucleotides long. RefSeq lists its product as uncharacterized. The record is from RefSeq and is a predicted model, not a curated record. The transcript has a single exon. Bases 1 to 492 code for a protein of 163 amino acids. NCBI's taxonomy places the organism in Eukaryota, Fungi, Microsporidia, Ordosporidae.